AUGACACAAGUGGUGGCCGUGGCCGGCGAGCCGGUGUAUCUGCCGUGCGACAUCGCGACACAGGACGACGAUGACGCCGUGUUACUCGUGCUGUGGUACCGGGAGGACCUGGGCACGCCUAUUUAUAGUGUCGACGCUCGGGAGCGAGACUUCGGAGUCGCAGAGCGCUGGUCAGACGAGAGCGUCUUCGCAUCACGAGCAUACUUCCUCCCGGAGAGAAGACCAGCAGAACUCGGGGUAGACCGGGUGAAGGCUUCCGACCAAGGAGUCUAUCGGUGUAGGGUGGACUUCAAGCAAGCGCAGACGAGGAAUUCAAGAGUCAAUUUAACUGUUAUUGUGCCACCAAAUAAGAUGGUGAUCACAGACGACAAGGGCGACGUUAAGCAAGCCAUUGUCGGCCCUUACAUCGAAGGGGACACCUUCACGUUGAAAUGUGAUGUCAGCGGAGGUCGUCCCAGACCAUGGGUGAAAUGGUUUCGGGACGAGGUAGAAACAGACACGCCAGCCACACCCCUCUCCUCCAACGGGGUCCGAGGGGUGCUCCAUGUGGGACCACUAACCAGAGCUGAUGUUAGGGCAGCCUUCACCUGUAGGGCUUCUAACCAUCCGCGAGCUCAUCCUAUUGAGACUACGCUCACCUUGGAUAUGAAUUUUCCACCACUAACAGUCCAUAUCCUGGGAUCAAACCAGCCACUGUCAGCCAGCAGAAGAUACGACCUACUCUGCCAGAGCUCAGGGUCGAGACCACCGGCUUCCAUCACCUGGUGGAAGAACGGACAUAGGAUAAACAAUGCUAAGGAAACGCUAUCAACAGACGGCAACACGACGACAUCAACAGUCUCCCUUCAGCUCACGAAGUCUGAUGCUGGAGCCAAGCUGGCUUGCAGAGCGUCCAACCCUCAGAUGUCUUUAGUACCCGCUUUAGAAGAUGAUUGGACCUUGGAUAUUCAGUAUGUCCCAGAAACAACAGUGCGAUUAGGAACGAACCUGGACCCCUCAAACAUCAGAGAAGGCACCGAUGUGUACUUCGACUGCAUCAUCAGAGCGCAUCCUUAUGUCUAUAAAGUUGAAUGGAGACAUAAUGGUAAAACUCUCCUCCACAACGUCGGACAAGGCGUGAUCAUCAGCAAUCAGUCGCUAGUACUGCAGGGUGUGGGCAGACGGACGGCUGGUAACUACACCUGUGUGGGCUUCAAUGCUGAAGGCGAUGGAGAAAGCAAACCUUUCUCGUUGAAUGUUUUGUAUGCACCAACUUGCCGGAGUUCCCAGCAGCGAGUGCACGGAGUCGCCAAACAGGAACGUGCGCACAUCACCUGUCAUGUCGACGCUAAUCCACCUGAAGUUGUGUUUCGAUGGACAUUCAACAACACAGCGAACAGUAACGAAGUGAGCGAUACGUACGUGUCCCGGGCGGGAACGAGUUCUACGGUCACCUACACUCCACAUACAGAGAUGGAUUACGGCACAUUGCUGUGUUGGGCCCAUAAUAGGAUCGGGAAGCAGAGGGUGCCUUGUGUUUAUCAUAUUAUUGCUGCAGGCCGUCCCGACCAAGUCCACAACUGCACAGUGGUGAAUGCGUCAUUAACAUCGUUUGGGGUUCGAUGUUCCGAAGGUUUCAACGGUGGCAUGCCACAAUCUUUCCUUUUAGAAGUGCGGGAGAUUGUCACGCAGGAGAUCGUAGCGAACGUAUCAAGCGCAGUACCCCGCUUCACCGCAGUAGGUUUAGCCCCGGGACGAACAUAUGCCGCCGCAGUCCUAGCUUACAACGCUAAGGGAAGAGGAGACCCUUACCCUUUGAGAGCCAGCACGCUGAGACCGCCUGAAAAACAUCAUGUACAUGAUAAGAGUUUAGAUUUACCAAGAACAGCCUUCCAAAUGUCGGGAGCCAUGUCAGUAGCCGUCGGUGGAGGCAUAAUCCUCAUGGUAGUCCUAAUCCUCUUCAUGGUGGCCAUGAAACAGCGCUGUGCCAAGAGGAAGCCCAGGUCUGCCCCCCCUCCGUCGUCACAGCCUGCCAGUCCUGAUAAGUUGAGGGAAAAGGAAGACAGUGAGAGUGAUGAUAGGAACCCUGAUAUUAUACCGUCGGAUACUGAUCAGAUGCAGAUGGAUUACUACCGGCAGCAGCAGGUGUCGACGAUAUCGCCGCCGCUAGGGUCGCGGAACCCGCGCGGCUCCGUGGCGGGGGUGCGCGGCGGGCUGCCCGCCUACUGCGCGCUGCGCACCGCGCCGCCGCCCGCGAUGCCCAACAUGCACGAUACACAGAACCCGUCGUCAGGCAUUCCGCCGCCCGCGCGGUUCGCGUCAGGGUCGUGCACGUUACCGCGCGGGUCCGGCGCGGGGGCCCCGGGGGGCAUCCCGCUGCAGCACCUGCGCACGCUCCCGCGGCCCACGGGCCCCGCGGGGCCCGCGCCGGGGCCCGUGCAGCCCUCCGCGGCCCCGCGCCUGCCCCCCCGCGACACUCCGCUCUGA
Molecule: messenger RNA, 2466 nt
Organism: Helicoverpa zea (corn earworm)
Lineage: Eukaryota; Metazoa; Arthropoda; Insecta; Lepidoptera; Noctuidae
Gene: side-VII
Product: hemicentin-2
Exons: 15
Coding region: 1-2466 (821 amino acids)
Molecular function (GO): protein binding
Source: RefSeq, a predicted model, not a curated record